Molecule: messenger RNA, 1827 nt
Organism: Anolis sagrei ordinatus
Lineage: Eukaryota; Metazoa; Chordata; Lepidosauria; Squamata; Anolidae
Gene: HIBADH
Product: 3-hydroxyisobutyrate dehydrogenase
Biological process (GO): L-valine catabolic process
Cellular component (GO): mitochondrion
Molecular function (GO): NAD binding; 3-hydroxyisobutyrate dehydrogenase activity; NADP binding
Source: RefSeq, a predicted model, not a curated record
AACGCAGGAGGCGGUGCUUAAAGUGGAGGUCGCGCACCGGAGGCGGGGAAGCAGCAUGGCAGCGGUUCUAAUGCUCCGAGUCUCCGUCAGCAUGCUGUACAGGCAGAGGCGAGUCUUUGCAGACAGCGUGGCCAUGGUGUCUUCUAGGGGAAUGGCUUCUAAAACCUCUGUUGGAUUCAUUGGCUUGGGUAACAUGGGAACUCCAAUGGCGAAAAAUCUUAUAAAGCACGGCUACCCAGUUAUCACAUAUGAUGUCUUUCCAGAAGCAUGCAAAGAAAUUCAGGAGAUGGGUUCACAGGUGACAGAUUCCCCAGCAGAUGUAGCAGAGAGAGCUGACAGGAUUAUCACAAUGCUUCCAUCUAAUCCUAAUGUAAUAGAAGUUUACACAGGCAACAAUGGAAUUCUCAAAAAAGUGAAGAAAGGAUCUUUGCUAAUAGACUCUAGUACUAUUGAUCCUGCAGUAUCAAAAGACCUAGCAAAAGAAGCUGAAAAAAUGGGAGCUGUUUUUAUGGAUGCUCCUGUUUCUGGUGGUGUUGGAGCUGCUCGUGCAGGAAACCUUACAUUCAUGGUUGGAGGAGUAGAACAAGAAUUUGAUGCUGCAAAGGAGCUACUCACAUGCAUGGGCUCCAAUGUUGUCUACUGUGGAGAGGUUGGAACCGGACAGGCUGCAAAAAUCUGCAACAACAUGCUGUUAGCAAUCAGUAUGAUUGGAACUGCUGAAACCAUGAAUCUCGGGAUCAGGUUAGGGCUUGACCCGAAGCUGUUGGCCAAAAUCUUAAAUAUGAGCUCAGGCCGUUGUUGGUCAAGCGAUACCUACAACCCUGUUCCCGGAGUCAUGGAAGGGGUACCUUCUGCUAACAAUUAUCAAGGUGGAUUUGGAACAACUCUUAUGGCCAAGGAUCUUGGCUUGGCCCAGAUUUCCGCUACCAACACGAAGUCCCCAGUCCCUCUUGGCUCUUUGGCACACCAGGUUUACAGGAUCAUGUGUGCCAAGGGCUAUGCCCUGAAAGACUUCUCAUCUGUGUUCCAGUUUUUACGUGAAGAAGAAAACUUGUGAAACUUUUCUUUCGAUAAUGGACAAUAUUAGAAACCAAACCAUUUAGGCAACCUCUUUACAGAUUACUCAAUAAAUAUAUAGAUCUAAAUGAAUGAUCAUGAAUCAUGAUCUCCGCCACCUCUGUCUCCUGGGUCACAGGAUUGCCUCCUGGGUUUAUUGUCUCCUUUUUAAAAAGAUUGUUGGGAAGGCUUUAACAUGCAUAAUAAUAUGUAACUGUCUUAAAGAGAGAAGCAUAGUAGGGUUAAAGCAGAAUCCAUUCUACAUGUAUUGCACACAUGACUGAUUGCAUAGUUACAUACUGUGGAAACAUAACUGUGAUUGAAGGGUCUGAUGCUGAGUUUCCUACCUAACUAACAAAUUAUUAUUUUUCUUUUUUUAAAAAAAUGAACAGAAACAAAAAUUAUUGCAAUUAAUAAUUUUAUUUUUUUAACUUUAGCUUUAACCUAAAUAUAAAUGGUGGAAUUGCAUUAAAAUGGGGUGAAAGGUUCUAUUAAGAAUUGUUUGCAGGUUAUUGGAAAGUUGCUGCUUUUAUGAUUUUAAGUAAUGGAUAUAAUUACAUUCUGGGUGUAUGAGUAUGCAUACACAUUUUGAACACUUUUUGCUGAUGUAUUUUUAAAUACUUUUUUAACCUUUUCCAUACAUUUUAAAAAGGUUAAACUCACUGAUACACACUUACUUUACACAUAUUCUGCAUUAUUAUAAACCUAGUAAAUAAAUCCAAUUUUACUUUGAAAUAAACUUAAAUCCAAAAUGAUGAAUGGUCAUUAGAA